Messenger RNA from Dermatophagoides pteronyssinus (European house dust mite), 2042 nucleotides. RefSeq lists its product as uncharacterized. Lineage: Eukaryota; Metazoa; Arthropoda; Arachnida; Sarcoptiformes; Pyroglyphidae. Gene Ontology annotation, molecular function: RNA polymerase II cis-regulatory region sequence-specific DNA binding; DNA-binding transcription factor activity, RNA polymerase II-specific. Gene Ontology annotation, cellular component: cytoplasm. Gene Ontology annotation, biological process: regulation of DNA-templated transcription. The record is from RefSeq and is a predicted model, not a curated record.
AUGGCCAUAAUAUUGAUGAUGAACAAACAAUAAAAACAAUGGAUAAUGGGACAUUUUUAUCCAAUAAAAAUGAUUUACAAAAUCAAACAUAUCCAACAAAUAUGAUGGUAAUUAUCGGUGCUAAUACAUUACAUCCACAAACAUUACCGGUUAUUCAUGAUGAUAAUAAACAUCUACAAGAAGAAGGUGUCCAUCUGAAAAUAAUCGAAGAACCAAUCAAUCGUAUACGUUAUCGUUAUCGUAGUGAAAAAGGUUCACACGGUGGACUAAACGGUGUGAAUAGUUGUCCAAUACGUAAAACUUAUCCCACCGUAAAGAUUGAAAAUUAUCAUCAUUCAAAUCCCGUUUAUAUUCGUGCAAGUUUAGCUACCAAUGAAAUACAACCAAAAUUACAUGUUCAUAAAUUAAUGGGACGACAUUGUAGUGUUGAUGGUUUUUGUACAUUACCGGUUAAUUUGGAUACUAUGACAGCAAUAUUUCAGAAUUUAGGCAUUUUAUUUAUUGGUAAAAAAGAAGUGCAAGAAAUUCUUUAUAAACGUAAAUCAUUACAAAUAUCGAAUUGUCGUGCAGGUGGUGAAUCGAAACAAUUUUAUCAAGUUGAUCAACAAUUACGACAACAUUUUCAAUUAGAAGCAGAAAAAGAAUCAAAAGAUAUGAAUCUAAAUUCGGUUCGAAUUUGUUUUGAAGCUUUUAUGUUAUGCGAACAACAACAACAACCGGAUAGUGAAACAAAACAAUUUGUUUUACGAUCAUUAUGUCCACCAGUCUAUUCAAAACCAAUAGCUAAUCAAAAAUCACCUGAUUCUGGUGAAUUAAGAAUUGUACGUAUAAAUCAAUUCUAUGGAUCUGUAAUCGGUGGUGAUGAAAUCUAUUUACUUUGUGAAAAAGUAAAUAAAAAAGAAAUUCGUAUAAGAUUUUUUGAAAUUGAUAAUGAUGGUAAUCAACAAUGGGAAGCAUUUGGACAAUUCAAUGAAACGGAUGUUCAUCAUCAAGUGGCCAUUGUUUUUCGUACACCACCAUAUCGAAAUUCGGAAAUAAAAAAACCUGUACAUGUUUAUCUACAAUUAUUUCGACAACGUGAUGGUGAAUCAAGUGAACCACGAACAUUUAUCUAUAAACCACAAAAUGAAUCAAUAGUAAAUAAUUCGAUUGAUUUUCUUGAUCAUGAUCUAAUUAAACAAAUUAAAAUGGAAAAUCAAUCGGGCAAACGUCGUAAAUAUAGUCUAAAUAUUAUUAAUCAACAACAACCAAAUAAGAAUCGAAAACAACAAAAUAAAAAUCUUAAUGAUAAACAACAAGUGAUCAAGGUGAAAAAAGAAGAAUUGGAUACUAAUGAUCAAGAAAAUUUUAAUGAUAAUCAAAACAUGACAAUGUCUACAGAUAAUUAUACCAUUCAUCAUCAUCAAUUACCAUUACAGCAGCAACAACAACAACAACAACAACAGCUUCCACCAAUAAUCAAUCACAAUAUCGAUCAUUAUACAACAAUCAAUCAUCAAUGUGAAACAAAUUGUAAUGAACAUCAUAUUGUAUCCGAUAUGAAUUGUCAUCAUAAUCAUUUAAUAAAUGAUUAUUGUCAAUCGAUACCACAAUCACAAUUGCAACAACAACCACCACCACCACCAUUAACAUUACAUCCGAUUGACGUAUUACAGCCACAAAUAAUUGAUUUUGAUCAUCAUAAUCAUCAACAACAACAUUAUCAUCAACAAACUGAUCAUCAUCCUAUGACAUCUAUUCAUUGGACAGCUCAACCAUCAUCAUCUAUAUCAUCAUCAGAUUAUACAGCAGAUACAAUCAAUGGACAUCAAAAUUCAAAUCAAACAAUGGAAUCGAUUAUCUUAACAAAUUAUCCUAAUCAUAAUUGCCAUAUGAAUACAAAUACCUCAAUUAAUGAACAUUCAAAUCGAAUGUCGAAUAGAUUCGAAUGUUCGACCUAUUAUUCCCAUUAUACAUCAUCAUCAUUAUCGUCAUCUUCUUCGUCAUCAUCAUCAUCGUCAUCUUUAUCGACAUCGGCGUUAAUAUAGCCGCCGAAUGUUAGA